This is a messenger RNA of Peromyscus leucopus (white-footed mouse), 524 nucleotides long. Its product is annotated as odorant-binding protein-like. The transcript has 5 exons. Lineage: Eukaryota; Metazoa; Chordata; Mammalia; Rodentia; Cricetidae. The coding region runs from base 1 to 297 and encodes 98 amino acids. The record is from RefSeq and is a predicted model, not a curated record.
AUGGCCAAAUGCUCAAAGACCAAAGUCACUGGGUAUAAGCAAGCAGAUGGCUCUUACAGAACCCAAUAUGAAGGUGACAACAAAUAUGAACUUACGUAUUUAACAGCAACGCAUGCAGUCUUUAAGAGUAAGAAUGUGGAUAGAGCCGGCACAGAAACAAACUUGAUUUUUAUUCUUGGAAAAGGUGAGCCUUUGACUGAAGAAGCACAUAGAAAAGUUGAGGCUUAUGUUGAGAAACACAACAUUCCAUCAGAAAACCUUCAAGAUGUUCUGGCUACAGAUACUUGUCCCGUGUAAAGACCUUCUGUAGAGGACAACCGGAUGACAAUUAUACAACAUAUCCUCUUGACCAUGGAAUCAGUAUCACAUAUAAAUCACCAUUUCUUUCUGAAUGAAUUGUCCCCACUCCUGUGAAGUCAGCAUACCACAUUCCAAAUUCCUGACUUACCUCUCCUUUCCUUUUUCGUGAUCUAUGAGCUGUUCUUACUUUUCUGAAUGAUUAAAUAAAGUGAUUCAAGAAGCAA